AUGACAGCCAAGAAUCUCCCGUUUGACCUCUCAAAAUGUGCAAGGCCUAAUAUCCUUCAAUUGCGGCCAUAUCGUUGCGCAAGAGAUGACUACAAAGACGAUGGAACAAAUGUACUCUUAGAUGCGAAUGAGAAUGCGUAUGGCCCAGGUCUAGUCUUGAAUUCUGAGGGAAGAAUUCAGAAGGGAUUGUCGGCGGCAACAGCGACGGCCAGCGAGAAUUCAUCUUUCCCAGAUAUCGACUUCUUGGGUCUAAACCGAUAUCCUGAUCCCCAUCAAAUCGAACUCAAACAACUCCUGUGCAAUUUGCGAAACACACACGUUCAUACACAAAAUACUUUGACUCCGGAUAGGCUUUUUGUCGGCGUGGGCUCCGAUGAAGUCAUUGAUGCCCUUCUCCGCUGCUUCUGCACACCAGGCCAUGACCAGAUCCUCACGUGCCCGCCAACAUAUGGCAUGUAUUCAGUCAGUGCGCAAAUAAACGACAUCAGCAUCGUCAAAGUUCCCCUUGACACUUCCAACAACUUUCGUCUCCGCCCUGAAGCCAUCAACGAAGUAUUAUCGUCCACCCCUUCCAUAAAACUGGUGUACAUUUGUUCUCCCGGCAAUCCCACAGCAAAUCUAAUCCGAAAAGAUGAUAUCCAAAAGGUCCUCGAGCACCCAACAUGGAAUGGUGUGGUUGUGGUUGACGAAGCUUACAUCGACUUUGCUCCUGAGGGCUCAAGCCUCGCGGAGUGGGUGGCGGAGUGGCCUAAUUUAGUUGUAAUGCAGACACUGAGCAAAGCAUUUGGACUUGCGGGCAUCAGACUGGGCGCGGCGUUUACGAGUCCUGAAAUCGCGCGGCUGUUGAAUAGUUUGAAGGCUCCAUAUAACAUCUCCAGUCCCACCAGUGCGUUGGCAAAGGCUGCGCUGGCGACGGAGAAUGUUGCACUCAUGAAUAGGAACAAGAAAAAGAUUCUAGCACAGCGGGAUAGGCUGAUUUCAGAGUUGCCGAAAGUCCCUGGAAUUGGAAGGUUUCUAGGCGGCAUGGAUUCGAAUUUCCUGCUCGUUGAGGUUCUUGAUAGGCCAGCGGAAGAGGGAGGGAAGCCGUGCAAUGAUAUGGCCCUGGCGGUCUAUAAGGCUCUUGCCGAGAAGAAAGGUGUUGUUGUCCGGUUUCGAGGGAAUGAGGAUGGCUGUAAGGGAUGUCUAAGGAUCACUGUUGGAACGGAAACGGAAGUGUCGAAAUUCUUGCGGGAGAUACAGGUCGUGUUGUCUGAUAUCUAUGCCACCAAGGGAUUAAAAUGAAAUGGGAGUUACGGUGGAUGUAGAUUUUGCUAACUAUCUCUCUUGCUUUUCCGGCUAUA
Molecule: messenger RNA, 1340 nt
Organism: Histoplasma capsulatum G186AR
Lineage: Eukaryota; Fungi; Ascomycota; Eurotiomycetes; Onygenales; Ajellomycetaceae
Product: histidinol-phosphate aminotransferase
Exons: 3
Coding region: 1-1281 (426 amino acids)
Biological process (GO): L-histidine biosynthetic process
Molecular function (GO): L-histidinol-phosphate:2-oxoglutarate transaminase activity; pyridoxal phosphate binding
Source: RefSeq, a predicted model, not a curated record